Molecule: messenger RNA, 330 nt
Organism: Spodoptera exigua (beet armyworm)
Lineage: Eukaryota; Metazoa; Arthropoda; Insecta; Lepidoptera; Noctuidae
Source: the annotation of a GenBank genome assembly
AUGAGUUCGGCAAACGAGCAGACGGAUUACCUGAUGGUAAGCAAUCAGCGCCGCCCAUGGACAUCCGCAAUGGAGGAGUUACGAGUGCGUUGCCGAUCUUUUAGGGAUACGGGAUUUGGAGACUCAGGGAUUGAGGAGGGAUUGGGGGAAGGGAAGGAUUGGGCCUUCGGUAACCUCACUCACACGGCGAAACAUGUGUCGGAUAAUUUUGAAACAAUUCUCUUUCAUCGUCAACAACAUCAGCGGUUUUUUAAUGGUACAUGUCCUCUCCAACAUUCUUAUGCCACCGCAACUCCUGUAAGCCAGGAUAUACAGAACAUACAACCAUGA